Messenger RNA from Drosophila innubila, 769 nucleotides. RefSeq names its product small ubiquitin-related modifier 2 (gene Sumo). The record is from RefSeq and is a predicted model, not a curated record. Gene Ontology annotation, biological process: protein sumoylation. Gene Ontology annotation, molecular function: protein tag activity; ubiquitin-like protein ligase binding. Gene Ontology annotation, cellular component: nucleus. Bases 211 to 483 code for a protein of 90 amino acids. The transcript has 2 exons. NCBI's taxonomy places the organism in Eukaryota, Metazoa, Arthropoda, Insecta, Diptera, Drosophilidae.
AUGUUAUUUGGACAACCCUAGCGAAUAGGGAGACACUCCAAAUACAACCAUUUUUUUGGCGUGUGUGUUGCAAAGACAAGCCGCUUGGCAAUCUAAAAAAAAGGGAAGCGAGUCGUGAAACGUUUUAAAAACACGCACGCCCGGCAUUGUAUUUUACAUUGGUGAAUAUCACCAAGCGCGUACAAAAGCAAAAGCAGAGGAAAAAAAAACAUGUCUGACGAAAAGAAGGGAGGCGAAACCGAGCACAUUAAUCUAAAAGUACUUGGACAGGACAAUGCCGUUGUCCAAUUUAAGAUUAAGAAACACACACCAUUGCGAAAACUCAUGAAUGCUUACUGCGACCGUGCCGGACUUUCCAUGCAGGUGGUGCGCUUCCGUUUUGACGGUCAGCCCAUCAAUGAGAACGACACUCCGACCUCGCUGGAGAUGGAGGAGGGCGAUACUAUUGAGGUGUACCAGCAGCAGACCGGCGGUGUUUAUUAAUUAUAUAUAGUUAAGCUAUAGUUACUCUCUUGAUUUAAACAAACAAAAAAACAAACAAGAAAACAUCAACAAACAAAAACAACAUCAACAUAAGCGAUCAUAUUAUUCUACAACAAAAUUAACUAAAGAAAAAUAAUAUCAAUUCUGUUCAAUAUCAAUUUGUACACAGAAUUGAUAACGGCUAAAAGGAUUAACCCCAAAAGAAAACAGACCUAACUAUUUGCUAAUUUAAACUGAAAGAAAAAAAUAAAGCAUUUUGUAAACUAUGAUUUAAGAAUGGAUGCGA